AUUGGACUUCAGGUCUUGUUUCGCCGGCGCAAUGGCCCAUGGCGUCCAGCCCAAUGCCAUUGCAGGCCGGUACGGCAGCGCUACCGCGUUUGGUGCACUUCACGCGGCCAGAUCCACCAAAGAUGCCCAACGCUGGGCAGUUUCCCGUUCUGGUGUGGGAGGUGGCGCUGCGCAGCUGGCUCCGGUACUUCCCGCGCCGGGAGGGGUUCCGGCACCGCGUUUGGCGCGACCACAAUCUCACAGAUUGCAUGCAGAAGGAGUUCCCGGAAUUCCUGAAGGACUUUCUGGCCCUCCCGGGCGGCAUCGAGCGGUCCGACAUCGGGCGCUACUGCGUGCUGCACCAGCAGGGCGGGAUCUACGCCGAUUUAGACUACGAGGCGCGGGCGAAUUUCUACCAGGAGAUUCCCUCUGAUUUGGUGAGCCUCGUAGAGUGCAGGUCCAAGGAUCCGGGCCUGCUGGUGGAGAAUUCUCUCAUGGCCUCACCUGCAGCGCAUCCUUUCUGGAGGCUGGCCAUCCGCAGCUGCUUUGAGGCCUCCGGGCAGCACCGCUGGGAUGAUGCCCAUGGGGGCACGGGCCCGCGCUUACUCAGCGCGCUCUACGCUGAGGAGCAGGUCGCCCAGAUGGUGCAUGUGCUGCCAUGCCAAGACUUCCAGCGAGGGAUCCAGGCGGAUGCCUUUUCUGCGGAGCGCUGCGGCCACAUCUUCGACGGAGGCCAAAGAGGCAUCCACUGGAGCACCACCUCACACACCGCCUUUGUGGGCGCCUCUUUGCGCGCAGAAGCCUUCUACUCUGUGCACCCGGAAGUCGGCAGCCGGCCGCUCUUUGGGGCUGCCGUGCACGAGGUCGCAGCGCGGAGCGCGCAGGUGCUCCCGGCACGGCGCCCGGCGCGAGAGGCAAGGCUGCUUCUGCAAGCCUGUCUGCGUGGGGCAGGACUGGAGCCUUCAGAAGGCCCGAUGGAGCCUGACGGCUCCGCUUUCGGGCGUGCAGAGCGGCUGCUGCGAGAAGCGGUGGCGCUGCGCCCCAACGCCUCGGACCUGCGGUACUUGCUCGGCAGCGCCAUGCAUUCGCAGGGCCGCGUAGCCGAUGCCAUCUUCCAGUACUGCUGUGCCAUGAUCUACGACCCAGACAUCCAGAUAGAACAGCGCCCGGCGGCCUUUGCAGAGCUCAAGCCUGAGCUUACGAUGGGCCGGGCAGCUGCUGUCAGGUUUGGCGCCGGCGAGCUCAGUUGGGCCGACCCGCGGUCCGUGCCCCUGAGGAGUUGGGCAGCCGGGCAUGUCACGGCCAUGGCUUCUGCUGACGGUGCUUGGGCUUUGUGGCAAGUGGCCCCGGAUGCCGGAGUUGUGGCAUCGGCCAGCCUGGUGGGGGGCUCCUUGUCGCGGCUGCUCGCCACACUCGGCGGCGCGGGGGGCUCCAUGGCCCUGGGCGCCGCCUCGGCGGCCACGGGGGCCCUGGCGGCCAAGGCCUUCUCCGAGCGCACGGAGCAGCAGGCGGUGGAGCUGCGGCUGCUGGAGGUCAAGCGCCACGCACCGCAGAGCUGCCCCAUCUCGCUGGAGCCGCUCUCGGCGGCGCGGCAGAUGCUGGAAGCGGUGGAGUGGUGCCUGGCAAAAGAGGAGCGCCGCGCGCACAGCUUCCCCUUGUCCGCCCUUUGCCUCAGCCGGGAGGGGGCGAAGAAGCUGCCGGCGGAGAAGAAGGCGACGGAGAAGGAGUACCGCAAGCAUUUGAACAAGCUCCGGAACUUUGUGCCCGUGCCGAAGCAAAGCAAGGCCAAGCCUUUGAAGGGGAAGCUGAAGGAGGCGCAAGGCGGGAUCGCUGGUAUGACGGUGCCUGGCAGCAGCGAGGCCUACGAGCGGCUCUUUAAUCCCCAGUGGGGCACCGUGCGCAGCAAGCAGGGCAUCUGCGCGGCGCUGGCCUAUUUGGUGACUCAGUUCCUUCAGCUCAAGCAGAUGCCCACGGGCAACCUCCAGGACGGCGCCAGGUACUCAUUGAGACUGGCCGUCUCCUCCUUAGCGCGGCACCACGCCUUCGACGAAGUAGACGAGGCGCCGCAGGCGUUGCAAGCAACACGCCUGCUGCGGCCAUCCUUGGCGUCAGCGGAGCUGGACGAGAUUGACGAAGAGGAGCAGAAGCGAUGGAAGACCCAGCCAGAUCAGGAGCAGGAGUUCCGCUCGGUGGCCGUGGCCCUGCUCUGCCUCCUCGACGCGGCGCUGAGCUGGCGCCCCUCCGACCCUUUGGGCUGGCUGGGCCAAGCGGAGGACGCGGAGGGGGCGGUUCUAGCCCGUGAGAAGGGCGUGUGCUCCUUCCCCUGCUUUGCCGGCAAGGUGCGAAAGAGCAUGAAGCGCGCCAGCGGUGGGUGCCAACUUAGCUGGCGCCGCUUCGAGGUGCACCUGGACGCCAUGCGGAGCAGGGGCCUGCCGGAGCCUUGGCCCUGGAUUUGGGUCAUCAACGAGGAGGGCUCCAUGCUGGUACGGAACCGCACCAAGGUGGCUUUGCGGGUGGAGCUGCACCGUCCCAAAGUGGAGGUCUCGCCCUUUGCGGAUCUGCCCUUGCUGAAGCCCAUGAUGCAAUGGUUCUACGGCCAGGAGAAGCCCCUCAUCGUGGCGGAGGUGAAGCCGGGCAUCGAGUGGGCGCUGCGGCCCAAGGGGAAGGAGGGCAAGGACUUCCGCGUGAAGCUGCUCACCAAGGCGGGGGUGGUGGUGUGCACGCGGCACCUGCGCCGGGGGCAGUCCUUCGACUUCGAGGUGCCCGUGCCUCCGCCCCCCGCGCAGCUGCGGGCGGCGGCAUUGGCGUCGAACCGACCCACCUCAGAGAGCACCAUGCAGCAGCGCCUCAAGGCCACGGACGCGGCGGUGAAGGCCUUCGGCGGAGAGAUGGAGGAGGACCGGGGCUCCGUGGCCUCUACGGCGGCGCCCUCCUCGCGCUUCAGCCUCACGAGCACCACCUCCUCUCGGGCGCCGGGGGUGCCUGCGGUGCCCAGGUCCGCCAGGGAGGAGAUGCAGGCCAAACUGGAGGAGCGGCGUCGCAAGGUAGAGGGCCUGCCGCCCGUCUUCUCCGCCGACGAGGCCCCCUCCCCCUCCGACGAGCCCAAGCCUGCAGAACCGGCGCCGCCGCUUUUGGCAGCGGUGCCGACGGUGAAGUCGGAGCCGGAGGCUGGCGGCAGGAGCUUGCUCACCUCUGUGGAGGGCUUCCGCUUGUGCCUCUGCCCCCGGUGCCUUCACUCCAUGCCCGUGCGGCACCGGCGCCCGCGGGCCAAGAUCUACACGGGCGGGGUGCGGUGCGACCACUGCAAGACGGAGCUCAUGGGCGAGCUGGACGGAGAGAAGGAGAAUGAGGAGGCUGAGGCUCAGGAAGGGUUCUGCCACUGCAGCCGCUGCUGGUUCGACCUGUGCCGCCCCUGCGCCUACAAGGAGAUGCGUGAGGCCAUGAAGAGCAAGAAGGUCGUCAGGCGCUCCGGCAUGUCGCACGGCAUCCAGGUGGGCGAGGUUGGAGCCACCAAGGCCGUGCGCAAGGCACAGAAGGGCGCCUCACCCUUCCCUGGCUUCGGAAGGCCCAACGCCCAAGAGGUGCGGCAGCUGCAUACCGUGCUGGCGCGGCACUUCGGGAAGCGGCGCGCAGGGAGGCGGAGGAGAGAGAUUCUGGACACUGUGGUGGGAACCAUCCUGUCGCAAAACACCACGAACACCAACUCCCACCGGGCCUUUGCUCAGCUGAAGCAACGCUUCCCCUCCUGGGACGCGGUCCGUGUGGCGAAGCCGCUCCACGUGCAGAAGGCCAUUCGCUGCGGCGGCCUGGCGCCGAAGAAGACCAAGUGGAUCAAGUCGAUCCUCAAGACCUUGCACAAGGAGCGUGGCCAGACCUCCAUGGAAUUCCUGCGGAAGCUGGACAAGGACUCGGUGCACGCGGAGCUUGAGCGGUUUGCCGGGGUGGGCAAGAAGACCAGCGCCAUUAUCAACCUCUUUGACUGCAACAAUCCUGACAUGGCCGUGGACACGCACGUUUUCCGCUACGCCGUGCAGCUGGGCUGGGCCCCCACAGAGAAGCAGCGCAAGCGCAAGGGGGCGAGCAAGCCCUGGCCAGCAGUGACCCGGGACACUGUCUAUGCCCAUUUGGACGCUACCUUUCCGGAUGACCUCAAGUACUCCAUGCACCUAAUCCUCACCGACACAGAGGGCGGCUUACCGGUGGUAUGCGGCGCGCGCAACCGCCUACGCUUCGACGGAAAAUCUGUAACCGUGGAUGGCAAAGCCCUACGCGAUGUCGUGAAGGCAAACUUUUGA
Effrenium voratum is the source of this 4274-nucleotide messenger RNA. The record is from the annotation of a GenBank genome assembly. NCBI's taxonomy places the organism in Eukaryota, Dinophyceae, Suessiales, Symbiodiniaceae.